AUGAAUCGUGUCAGGAUUAAAUUCAAUCCAACCCUGGAACAGGCACCGAAGACGCAGUAUGUAUUUUUGAACAGAACUUCUAACUUAUGGUGCCCAGUGAAAGGUGCGCCGGCUCCAUACGUUGUAUGGAGAAAAGAUGGUUUCGCUGUUCAAAAUAGUACCAGCAUAACAUUUCAGCUUAAAAUAACGUCGGAAAACAACGCAAAUUACAGCUGCGAGGUACAAAGCGAUGGUGAGAUAUUUAGAAGGGACAUCUGCCUCAGAGUUGAAGAGUGCCCAGACCCGUGCGAAUGUGACGUCUUUCAGCAAACUUUUAUGGGUGUGGAUUGUAGUGGAAAAAAACUGAAUUCAGUUCUAUGGAAAUUUCCACUUGCCAUGGCAAAAUUGCGGUUGGACAACAAUCAUUUGGAGGACUUGCCAAAUGACAUAUUCACUAACAAUAUCAACCUAAUACGGCUGUGGUUGGACAACAAUCAGUUGAAGAAAUUACCAUCAGGGAUUUUCAGUAACAACAACCGGCUGCUCUACUUGUGGUUGUACAAUAACCAGUUGAAGAAAUUACCACCAGGAAUUUUCAGUAACAAUACCCAACUGACGGUGCUGUAAGUUUAGAGUUUG
This is a messenger RNA of Stylophora pistillata, 618 nucleotides long. Its product is annotated as platelet glycoprotein IX-like. The record is from RefSeq and is a predicted model, not a curated record. NCBI's taxonomy places the organism in Eukaryota, Metazoa, Cnidaria, Anthozoa, Scleractinia, Pocilloporidae.